Messenger RNA from Melampsora larici-populina 98AG31, 2058 nucleotides. RefSeq lists its product as uncharacterized. The record is from RefSeq and is a predicted model, not a curated record. The transcript has 7 exons. Bases 1 to 2058 code for a protein of 685 amino acids. Lineage: Eukaryota; Fungi; Basidiomycota; Pucciniomycetes; Pucciniales; Melampsoraceae.
AUGUCUUUGAAUCUCAAUCACUUUGGUAAAUUCAUCUCAGCCUUGAGUAUAGGCAAAUUACCAACCCAAUCUCAAUUAGAUCUCAUCCUAAACUCUUUACUUGAGUCUCCCAUCUUUAUCGAUUCGACAAGUGAAAUCGUCGAUUCAUUAAAAGCUUUUCUUGAGUGUUUCCGUCAAUUUGGGAAUUCAAAAAAUGCUCAGGAUCAGUUUCAACGAUUACUUCAUGCUACUUCAAACCUCGAUCUUGAACCGAUCAUCGAACCACCUUCAACUAGUAAACGAUUAUCAACACCUCAAGAAGUAUCUCAAUCGAUUCUAGAUUUCUUACACUUGUUAUUCUCAUCAACUGAUUUCCGAAACUUAAUAAACGAUACAAUCGAUUUACUUAUCCAAAUCAUCAUUCCAAACCAAAAAUCAAAAAACCUUCAAGACUUGAUUGAUGAAAUAUCGAAAUCUUUGGUUUCCAUCUUAAUUCGAAUCAAUCAUACUUUAAAAAUAAACGUUUUGAAUAGUUUGAGUCGUUUGGGUGAGGUUUUGGGGGAGUAUGCGGAUUAUUUGAGUGAUGAAAUUGAUGGUCAUAAGGAAGUUAGUGAGGUUUUUGAAAUCGGAUUCGAUUUGGUUUGUCAAUUUACUGGAAAAGAGAAAUGGAAUGAGUUUGGUGAAAGUUUGAAAGAAGUUUUAGAAAUUUUAAAAAAUGAUAAAGAAUUAAAAAAACUUAGUGAUGAGUUUCAUAAAUUGAUUUCAGAAUCAUUAGAAAAUUCAGAAUUAGUUUACACCUCAACAUUUUAUAAAAAAUUAGAAUCCAUCUUAACCAAAUUCUGGCAACAUAUUAAACCCGAAAAGUUUCAAACUCCCAUCCAAAAACUUAUCAAACUUAUCAGUCAAAUGAAAGAAGAAAUCAUCAAUGAUGAACUUUCGAUUAAAUUAAUUAAAAGUUUGGCUGAUUUGAUUGGUCAGUUUCAGUUUGAUGUUUUAGAAAAAUCAGUGGGAGGGGUUAAGAGGAAAGUUUCCAAGUCUAGGAUUUGGAAGGAGCUUUGGGUUUAUCUUUUGCCCAAAAUUUUGGCUAUGAUUCAAGAAAUCCCAUUGCCAAGGAUCGAGUUUGUAUCUCGAGAAUUCGAGUUUGCUAUUGACCCAUUAACCUUAAGAUCAACCUCAAGUUUCAUGCCAGACCAAAUUCGUCUAACCAACAAAAACGUCCUAAAUUUUAAGCAUACUUCACCCCUUACAACCACCUCAUCAUCCAUCCAUACUUCAUCAAUCACUUCAACCCAAACUUUAGUUAUAAGAGGAUUAAGAUUAUACACCAAAGAUGUAGGAUUUUAUUUCCAAAAGAAAAUCGAUCCUGUGAAAAGUUGGUUGAGUAGGUUGACUACUAGUGUAUUUGAAGAUGAAGGUUUACUGGAUGUUUUUGUGGGGAUGGGAAAUGAGGAUGGGAUCAGUUUGGUGAUGGAAAUCGAAAUAGGAGAGAAUGAGAACGAAAAUAGAGAUAAGAAAGACGCAAGACUUUUUAAGGUUAAAACCACUCAUUUUGAUGUUCAAGGAUUAAGUUUGUAUCCUCAUGAUUCUACUCAUCCAGUACUGAAUUGGUUCCUUAAACCUGGUUUAGCAUUAUACCUACAAUCCAAAUUAUCAGAAACAGUUGAAAGUUAUAUCACACAUCAACUUCAAUUACUUGAAGAACUAAUUGACCAAAUUCAAACCAGAUGGGAUCGAUCUCGUUCAUCUAAACCUUCUACUUCACCUCAAGAAGAGGGUGAAGAAGGUGAAGGUCCAAAGAAAAAACUUUACGGAACGAAUUUGAAAAUCGAAGCUGAAGAUAAAUCGCACGUGAUUUCGAUUGGGAUAGGAGAUAAUCUUUUGAAAGGGAAAGGGAUCGGAGGACGUAAAGGUGGAGACUUGAAAAGGGUUAAAGAGAUUGCGGGUACGGUUGUUGAAGAGGCUAGAGUGGCUGUUCAGAACAAGUUGCAGAAAGUUGAUGAGUUUGUGGAAGCUGUUGAGGAGGGUAGGAAGGAGGGUGUGGAUGAGAAUGAUUGGAAGUCUGAUGCUUUUGAUCUUUAA